Molecule: messenger RNA, 2232 nt
Organism: Mytilus trossulus (common blue mussel)
Lineage: Eukaryota; Metazoa; Mollusca; Bivalvia; Mytilida; Mytilidae
Exons: 9
Coding region: 111-2129 (672 amino acids)
Biological process (GO): protein ubiquitination
Cellular component (GO): cytoplasm
Molecular function (GO): ubiquitin protein ligase activity; zinc ion binding
Source: RefSeq, a predicted model, not a curated record
CACGGGAUAAUGAAUUAAAAGUGUUUAAUAUUACUUCCUUAUUUGUGUAACAUAUGUGGUAGAAUUCCUUUAAAAACAAGGAAUAAUAUUGAACAAGAAACUAUUUAAAAAUGUCAAACGAGGUGUGCAGAAUAUGUGGUUAUGUUAAACACUGCAACCAGUGUGCUAUUUGUUUUAUAAAGGGAUGUCAGAAAUGUAUUGAACUCCACAACGAUUCAUGUAGUACACUGAAAAAGGAAAAGAUCCAUAUGUGUGCUGAUCAUGAUGUUUUUGUAAAUGGCUACUGUUUUACCUGUUUUCAUCUUGUGUGUAAAAACUGUUCUAAAGAUAGACAUAUAGACCACACUUUUGUCUCAAUACCAGAGGCUGUGCAUAAUAUACGUAGUGAUUUACUUAUUUCUGUUACCGAUUUGGAAAAAAGGAAGGCUCAAGAAGAGAGUGCCAUGUCACAGUUUUGUGAAAGGAAAAAUUACUAUGAACUGAAACUACCUGCCUUAAUAGACGCAGAAGCAAACGAAUUGCAUAAAGUGGUAAAAGAUACGAGAGAUACGCUGGUCACUCAAAUAAUUGAUCUGAACAAGAAACAUUUGAGUGAUGCUAAGGAAAUUAUUUCCAAAUUAAUUGCAGCGAAAACAAAUUUAAAAUUUGUGCAGGGUGAAAAAUUUCCAAUUGUAUUUCUGUCCAAGUGGUCAAACCCGAGGUCGGUUAUUGAAACGCAUGAUGGCAUUUUGAAAGACAGAGAGGCGGAUGACAUAAGUAUGAUCAUCAAUGCAGACAUAGCCAGGAAUUUCCGAAGUUCUUUAGUCAAACAUUUAAAUCCAGAUAUACAGAAGAUUUCAAAUAUGGCAAAGGAUCUGUCAGAAGUCGUCGUUAAAAUUGAUCAGUGGAAAACGCCAGGGGAUACAGUGACCCUGCCUUGUACAAACUCUUCUGAGAUAAACGCAUUCAUUAAACACAUUGAAAUAGUAUACAACUUUAUCAUUCGACUGAAAAACGAUUUAAUAAAAACUCAAAGCGAUCUGAAAAGAAAUAUUGAUAAAAGUGCAGAGUGGACUAACAAAGAAACAAGUGACAGAGGAAAAGAACAAGAUAUGCAUAUGAUAGUUGUAAAUCAAAAAGACAAAAAGAUACAAAAAUGCGAAGAAGAAUUAAAGAAAAAAGACGACGAGAUUAGAGCGUUAAAAAAUUCAAAAUCAGGCAAAAUGAAAACAAAUCAACACAACAAAGCCUGUACGGAUUUAGAUUCUCUUCAAAAAAGUUUGCAUGCAGCAAAUAUGCUGAACGAAGAUAACCAAAAAACCCUUAUGUGCAUGGAAAAUCAAAGAAAGGAACUCCAAGAUUCUAUGGAAGAUAAAGAUAAAUUAAUUCAAACUUUACUCCAGCAGAAAGAUGAACUACAAUCAAGAUUGAGUAGCAUUGCUGGCGAAAAGUUAUCAAAGGGAAAUCCAGGAAUAACAGACCUUAGUGAUCCAAAUCGUCCAAUGAAAAUUAGUGAACGGUAUGGGGAACUUUAUGAUAAUGAAUGGACAGAUGUCAUGGUAAAAGUUGAACUUAUAAAACCACAUUUCCCCGACUUAGAAAAAUCAGAGUUAGAUGAGAUUAUCGUACGUCACCUCUACAGAACAUUAAUGUUUUGUUACCAAGAGUGUACGAAAAUUUCACUCAAACAGACACAGACAAUUCGACAGACUAUAGCCGAGAGCUUCAAUCUAACAAUUGACUCAGAAAAUACUGAACCAAAUUUGCCUGGUUGGAAGGAAAUAAGUUUCUAUCGCAAACACCAUGGUGAUGAUUUCGCCACCAGUUUGAUCACAAAAUGCACAAGUCAGAAACUAUGUGAGAACAUACUGGAGAAUUGGGAUUACUGUUACAAAAGUGCAAUGUUUAUGGAAGAAUUGUUGAAAACACCUUUCUUUGACAAAUGUGUACAUCUUUGUUGGUACAUGGCUAUACAAGAACCGAUGAUGUACCUCGAUCACAAGCUUCAAGUGGAUACAAAAUACAACAAGACUGAAUACAAAGAAUAUGUCCAGAGUGGUGAUAAAGUUCGAUAUAUUGUGUGGCCAGCACUGUACUUACAUGAAAAGGGACCGUUGCUUUAUAAAGGGGUCGUACAGGCUUACUUUUAAAACGUAUUUUUAUAUACAGUCAUAUUAUAUUCUGCUACUGUUAUCGUGUAGUUUUAAAAAAAUGAGAAUCAUACCUGUAUUAUGUCAAAGUAAAUAAAUAUUG